Phaethon lepturus (White-tailed tropicbird) is the source of this 1368-nucleotide messenger RNA. RefSeq names its product dopamine beta-hydroxylase (dopamine beta-monooxygenase) (gene DBH). The transcript is spliced from 9 exons. NCBI's taxonomy places the organism in Eukaryota, Metazoa, Chordata, Aves, Phaethontiformes, Phaethontidae. The annotation marks the transcript as partial. Gene Ontology annotation, biological process: norepinephrine biosynthetic process; dopamine catabolic process; octopamine biosynthetic process. The record is from RefSeq and is a predicted model, not a curated record. Gene Ontology annotation, cellular component: secretory granule membrane. Gene Ontology annotation, molecular function: dopamine beta-monooxygenase activity; copper ion binding.
AUGGGCAAAGCCGGGUGUGCGGGUGCCGUCCUCGCCGGCAUGCAGACCUCCGGGAGCAAGCCCUGCCCCUGCCCCAGCUUCAAGCUGCGGGAAGUGGCAUCCAUGUACUUCACCAUGAUCGCGGUGUUCCUGGUCAUUCUGGUGGUGGCCCUGCAGGGCUCGGUGCCCCUCGACCUCUCCUGGAACGUCAGCUAUACCGAGCAAGCCGUGCAUUUCCAGCUCCUCAUCAGGGACCUGCGCUUCGGGCUCCUCUUCGGGAUGUCGGACAGGGGCGAGUUCGAGAACGCGGACCUGGCCGUGCUCUGGAGCGACGGGCACAAUUCCUAUUUUGGGGACGCCUGGAGCGAUGCCACGGGGCAGCUCCACAUGGACUUGCAGCAGGACUACCAGCUCCUCGGGGCUCGGAGGGCUCCCGAGGGGCUCUACCUCCUCUUCAGAAGAGCCUUCAGCACCUGUGACCCCAAGGACUACCUUAUAGAGGAUGGCACUGUGCACCUUAUCUAUGGGAUCCUGGAGAAACCGGUCCAUUCCCUCCAAGCCAUCAACAUCUCUGCCAUCCACAGGGGACUGCAGAGGGUGCAGCUACUAAAGCCCAACAUCACUGUCCCUGAACUGCCCAGCGACAUGAAGACCAUGGAGAUAACGGCCCCCAAUAUUGUCAUUCCCAGCCAGGAGACAACCUACUGGUGUUACAUGGCAGAGCUCCCAGACGGCUUCCCCAAACAUCACAUUAUCAUGUACGAGCCAGUGAUCACAGCCGGCAAUGAGGCCCUGGUUCACCACAUGGAAGUCUUCCAGUGCGCUGCUGAGUUCGACAGCUUCCCCCAUUACAACGGGCCCUGCGACUCCAAGAUGAAGCCAGACCGGCUCAACUACUGCAGGCACGUGCUUGCAGCGUGGGCCAUGGGAGCGCAGGCUUUCUAUUACCCUGAAGAAGCAGGUCUUGCCUUUGGUGGCCCAGGCUCCUCCAGAUAUCUGCGCCUCGAGAUUCAUUACCACAACCCCCUGGUGUUCAAAGGUCGCCGCGACUCCUCGGGAAUCCGCCUCUACUACACAGCCACCCUGCGACGCUACGACGCCGGCAUCAUGGAGCUGGGCUUGGUUUACACGCCGGUGAUGGCCAUUCCCCCAGGCGAGGACGCUUUCCUCCUCACGGGGUAUUGCACUGACAAAUGCACCCGGCUGGCUCUGCCCGCUGCUGGCAUCCGCAUCUUCGCCUCCCAGCUCCACACCCACCUGGCGGGAAGGAAAGUGGUGACGGUGCUGUCCCGGGACGGCAGAGAGAGGCAGGUCGUGAAUGCCGACGGUCACUACAGCCCUCACUUCCAGGAGAUCCGCAUGCUGAAGGAGAUGGUGGCAGUUUUUCCG